AUGGAUGCUGAGAACCUCACCUCAAUCACAGAAUUCAUCUUAGUGGGUUUCUCCAAUCAACGAAAGACUCGGCUUCUAUUCUUUGUAGCGAUCCUUCUUGCCUACACACUUACCAUCCUGGUGAACCUAAUGGUCAUCUUGCUGGUACAGUUUGACUCCCACCUCCAAACCCCCAUGUACUACUUCCUCACACACCUCUCAGGCCUAGAGAUCUUCUACGUCACCAGCACAGAGCCUCAGAUGAUGGCUCACCUCCUGGCUGGGAAUGGCGUCAUCUCCUACAACCGCUGUGCAGCCCAGAUAUUUGUCGCCUUAUCUGUUGGUGCUACUGAAUGCUUUCUGUUGGGCAUCAUGGCCUAUGACCGUUUCCUGGCCAUUUGCCAGCCUCUGCUGUAUCCUGUUGCCAUGGACAGGUGGCAACAGACGCAACUUGCAUCCAGUUCAUGGGCAGCAGGCUUCUUUUGUGCCUCAAUAUAUGUGGGGUGCACCUUUUGUCACUUCUAUUGUGGUCCCAACCAAAUGGAUCACUUCAUGUGUGAGAUGCCCUUUGUCUUGAAACUUGCCUGUGAUGACACCCACAUCAGUCAGGCCAUUAUUUCUGUAGUUGCAGGGUCAGUUCUUCUGGUGCCAGUUUGCAUUGUUCUGACCUCCUAUGGGUUUAUUCUUUAUUCAGUGUUACAAAUACGCUCAGCCACUGGAUUGCGCAAAGCCUUCUCCACAUGCGGUUCCCACCUCAUAGUAGUCACUUCAUUCUAUGGAACACUCUUUGCUACGUACGUGAUUCCCCGAUCAGAGACUUCUUCAGACCGUGACAGGAAAAUUGCCGUGUUUUAUGUGGUGUUCACCCCUUUCCUCAACCCUAUCAUAUAUACCCUGAGGAACAAGGAUGUCCAUGCGGCAGUGGCCAGAGCACUGCGAAGAGGUAGGCUUAAACAAAAAUGA
Messenger RNA from Heteronotia binoei (common prickly gecko), 942 nucleotides. Its product is annotated as putative olfactory receptor 2B8. The record is from RefSeq and is a predicted model, not a curated record. NCBI's taxonomy places the organism in Eukaryota, Metazoa, Chordata, Lepidosauria, Squamata, Gekkonidae. Gene Ontology annotation, cellular component: membrane. Bases 1 to 942 code for a protein of 313 amino acids. Gene Ontology annotation, biological process: G protein-coupled receptor signaling pathway. Gene Ontology annotation, molecular function: olfactory receptor activity; G protein-coupled receptor activity. The transcript has a single exon.